AUGAUGGAGUUUCUACCUGUUACCCCUCCCGAAGUAGGACCAAGGCAAAUAGUAUUCCCUCCAACCAGAAGAGAUUCCAAGAAGGCGCUCGUCCAUGAAGUUACAGAGAAAAAUGUUCUGCUCAUGAAUCUCCCCUUUGCUCCGCUUUCGACGGAAGAAGAAAGGUUGUACAAUUCGUGCCCACUGAAUGGAUUCUCCCUCGACGACGACAGCGACAAUGACGAAAGAGAAACUACGGAGCAGGGAGGCUUCCUACAACCAGGGCCAUCCACCCACCAGUGGUUGGUGGACGCUUGUUUAGCCAAGAUGGCAGAACAGGGCUCCACAAAACUCAACUUUAUCAGGCCAAAGAUUAUGAAAAAGAAGAAGAAGAAGGCAGGAACUUCUGGUUGGCUCCCGAAUACCUCCAGUUUCAAAACAAAUACAGCGGAUAGGUCUACCCCCCGCUAUGGGUUGCGUCGCAGUCCCAUUCGACGAAGCGCAAGCGCAGCUUCCUGUGCUUGA
Seminavis robusta is the source of this 504-nucleotide messenger RNA. The record is from the annotation of a GenBank genome assembly. NCBI's taxonomy places the organism in Eukaryota, Bacillariophyta, Bacillariophyceae, Naviculales, Naviculaceae.